Molecule: messenger RNA, 1579 nt
Organism: Tripterygium wilfordii
Lineage: Eukaryota; Viridiplantae; Streptophyta; Magnoliopsida; Celastrales; Celastraceae
Product: S-adenosylmethionine synthase 1
Exons: 2
Coding region: 162-1343 (393 amino acids)
Biological process (GO): S-adenosylmethionine biosynthetic process
Cellular component (GO): cytosol
Molecular function (GO): methionine adenosyltransferase activity; ATP binding
Source: RefSeq, a predicted model, not a curated record
ACUAACCGCCUAGCCCGGUAACCAGUAACAGGGUCCUUCUUCUAUAUAUAGAGGGGGUUGAAUUCCAGAAUUCGCCGAGUCAUUUGAGUGCCGCUUGCUUUGGGUCUUGUUCGAGCACCAGAUCUACACGGAAAUAUCUGUUCUAGCCUUUCUAGCUCGAGAUGGAGACCUUUCUAUUCACCUCUGAAUCCGUCAACGAGGGCCAUCCCGACAAGUUGUGUGAUCAGAUCUCUGAUGCGGUGCUCGAUGCCUGCCUUGAACAGGACCCUGACAGCAAGGUUGCCUGUGAGACAUGCACCAAGACCAACAUGGUCAUGGUCUUUGGAGAGAUUACCACCAAGGCCAAGGUAGAUUAUGAGAAGAUUGUCCGAGACACAUGCCGUGCCAUUGGAUUUGUUUCAGAUGAUGUUGGUCUUGAUGCCGACAACUGCAAGGUUCUGGUUAACAUUGAGCAGCAGAGCCCUGAUAUUGCCCAGGGUGUCCAUGGCCACUUUACCAAGCGCCCAGAAGAGAUUGGUGCUGGUGAUCAAGGUCACAUGUUUGGUUAUGCAACUGAUGAGACGCCUGAGUAUAUGCCUCUAAGCCAUGUCCUUGCCACCAAGCUCGGUGCUCGCCUCACUGAGGUUAGAAAGAAUGGCACCUGCGCCUGGCUAAGGCCUGAUGGUAAGACUCAGGUCACUGUUGAAUACUACAACGAAAACGGUGCAAUGGUUCCAAUCCGUGUCCACACUGUCCUCAUUUCCACCCAGCACGACGAGACUGUUACCAAUGAUGAGAUUGCCAGCGACCUCAAAGAGCAUGUCAUCAAGCCCGUCAUCCCUGCUAAGUACCUUGAUGAUAAGACCAUCUUCCACCUUAAUCCCUCAGGCCGCUUUGUUAUUGGUGGUCCUCAUGGUGAUGCAGGUCUCACUGGACGGAAGAUCAUUAUUGACACCUAUGGUGGCUGGGGAGCUCAUGGUGGUGGUGCUUUCUCUGGGAAAGAUCCAACCAAGGUGGACAGAAGUGGUGCAUACAUCGUCAGGCAGGCUGCCAAGAGUAUUGUCGCAAAUGGACUUGCUCGUAGGUGCAUUGUGCAGGUCUCCUAUGCUAUCGGUGUUCCUGAGCCUUUGUCAGUCUUUGUGGACACUUACGGCACUGGAAAGAUUCCUGACAAGGAGAUCCUCAAUAUUGUGAAAGAGACUUUUGACUUCAGGCCUGGAAUGAUGACCAUUAACCUGGAUCUUAAGAGGGGUGGCAAUGGCCGCUUCUUGAAGACAGCUGCUUAUGGGCAUUUUGGAAGGGACGACCCAGACUUCACCUGGGAGGUUGUGAAGCCCCUCAAAUGGGAGAAACCUCAGGCUUGAAGAUCCAUAUAUGCCCCCCGUCUCUGCUGUUCAAUGCUUUCUUCAUUAUUACUAGUUAAGAUUGAAUAAUUCGCUUGUAUUCUUCGCUGCUCUAUAAUCUUAUGCCUAAAGCUGCCGUGUUCCCAUAUCAUGCAAGAAAUGCAUUGGUCAUUUUUCCUUCUUUGUUAACCACCUCAUUUUUUUUUUGUCUUCUACCAGUCUCUUGUGAAAGUACAUGACAAUUGUUUCAGAAGCUA